AUGUCGGAUCCCACGUAUAAUGCGAAGUCCGCAUCAUUUCUUGAUUGGUUCAAGGCGUGGCCCGGCGCAACCUUUCACCCUCACAUCAAGAUCGAAGAUCUUCGCGCGCAAGGGGCUGGCAGAGGAAUUGGUAAGGCUUGGCACGCAAGAGACUCCAUUCCGAUGACAUGGUGUCCACUGAUCAACCGAGUAGUCACUACCGCCGAUAUCCCCGAAGAUACCGUGCUGUUCACCAUACCAAGGCUUGCCAUCAUCAAUACGCAGACCUCGGAUCUCGCGAAGAGAAUUCCGGGCAUCUUUGCGACGACGGGCUUGGAGGACGCUGACAACGAGGCAGACGAGGAUGGCAGUGAGACGAGCGGCCCCCCGGACAACUGGGUCUCACUCAUUCUUGUCAUGGUCUAUGAGUAUCUGCAGGGAGACAAGUCGCACUGGAGACCGUACUUCGAUGUGCUGCCCGAUAAGUUCGAGACGUUGAUGUGGUGGUCCGACCAGGAGCUACAGCAGCUGCAAGCCAGCUCGAUCGUGGCCAAGAUUGGUAGGGACGACGCUGAUAGCAUGUUUCGUGCCAAGGUUCUGCCUCUGGUCAGGGAACACGCCAGCGUCUUCUACCCGCAAGGGUCAGAGCAACUUAGCGAUGACCAGCUGAUGUUGUUGUCACAUCGUAUGGGUAGUAUGAUCAUGGCUUACGCAUUUGACCUCGAAAACGACGACGACGACGAGGCAAAUGCCGAAAACGGAGAGGAGUGGGUGGAGGACAAGGAAGGCCAGAUUCUUAUGGGGAUGGUGCCGAUGGCUGAUAUACUGAAUGCCGACGCCGAAUUCAACGCCCACGUCAACCACGGCGAGGAUAGCUUGACCGUCACGUCCCUGAGGCCAAUCCCGGCUGGCGAGCAAGUUGUGAACUACUACGGCCCACUUGGAAACGGCGAGCUGUUGAGGCGCUACGGCUACGUGACGCACCGCCAUACUCGAUACGAUGUUGUAGAGCUAUCAUGGAAUUUGAUACUCUCUGUGCUCAGAGAGCUUCUGGAAGUCGAUGAUGCUACUUGGGGCAAAGCGAUCAACGAGCUCGACCCAGAAGAGGUUGAGGAUGCCUUCAUUGUAGAUCGGGACCUGGAAGAGCCAGACUCUCGAGGCGAGGUUCACGACCCCCCAGCGUUCAAGCAUCUUCCGGAAGACCUCCGAGAGCAGAUUCACAUGUUUCUCAAGGCUGUCCGAAAAGCCAGAGCAGAACUAAUUCCCGAUAAGCGCAAGAGGGAUGAGGUCACCCUGUCAGCAAUGCGUCGCGCGUUGGAGUUGCGACUAGCUGCGUACGGCACAAGUGCAGCUGACGACAUGAAGCUGAUAUCUGGAAAUGAGAUCAGCGGCCGCCAUAAGAUGGCUGUAGUGGUUCGACACGGCGAGAAGGUCUUGCUGCAAGAGGCAAUCAAUCUUGCUAACGAGAAGAUCAGCCAGUUGGCACUGGCGGGUCAAGAUGGACACCAACAUUCCGCGAAACGGCAAAGGACGAAGUGA
Molecule: messenger RNA, 1518 nt
Organism: Anthostomella pinea
Lineage: Eukaryota; Fungi; Ascomycota; Sordariomycetes; Xylariales; Xylariaceae
Source: the annotation of a GenBank genome assembly